AUGGCGGUCCCCGCGCUCGCGACGGCGCAGACCGCGACGAUCCGCGUCUCCUCGCGCGCCCGCGCGCCGCGCGCGUCCGCCGCGUCUUCAUCGCGCGGCGCGUCUCCGACGACGCCUUCAUCGCCGGUGACGAUGAAGGCGUCGUCGUCCGCGCGCGCGAGCGCCUCGUCGGGACCGUGCGCGACGUCGAAGGUCCGUCCGCGAUCGCGCACGCGCCUUCGCGCGAUCGAGUCCGACACGGCGCGCUCGGCGAAGCAGCACGCCGUCGACACCGACCUCGAGGUCCCGGAGUGGCACUCGCGGUCGCUCAUCGAGGACGGCCGCGCCUUCACGGAGACGUUCCCGGUGCGAUUCGACGAGGUGGGCCCGAACAAGAAGACGACGAUGCGCACGAUCGCCUCCAUGCUCCAGGAGUGCGCGUGCAACCACGCGCAGGGGAUCUGGGGUCGCUCGCAGGCGAUGCCCGCGGAUAUGAAAGCGCAGAACCUCGGGUGGGUGUGCACGCGCCUGCACAUCGUCGUGGACGAGUACCCGGCGUGGGGCGACAUGGUCGAGGUGAGAACGUGGUUCGACUCUCAGGGGAAGAUCGCCGCGCGGCGCGACUGGGACAUGUACUACUGCACCGGGGACGAGGAGCCGAACGAGCAGUGCGCGAGCGUCGGACGCGCGACGUCGCAGUGGGUCGCGUUCAACAUCGCGAAGCGCAAGCUCGCGAGGAUACCCGCGACGGUCAUCCCGCAGUUUCGCGAGCAGGCGCGUAAAACACGUGCGCUGAAGAACACGCCCGUCAUGGGCGACGACUACGACCCGGAUAAGCUCCCGGACGUGCGCGAGAUGUCCGGCGCGAUCGCGCCGACGACGCAGAGCGUCCGACGGAACGAUCUCGACAUGAACGGGCACGUAAACAACGUCGUGUACACGGAGUGGCUCCUCGAGGCGGUGCCGCACUACAUGUGGAACGAGUUCGAGCUCACGGAGCUCGUGUUGGAGUUCCGCGAGGAGUGCGGGUACGGAGAUCUCGUGGACGCGGUGAGCGCGAACGAGAAGCGCGUGCGCACGGAGUUUGGGCAGGAGAACGCGGGCGUGAGCAUGGCGCACAUGCUGUUGAGGAAGAGUAAGGGCGGGAGCGGCGACGGAGCCCCGACGGAGGUGGUCAGGGCGAGGACGGUGUGGAAGGCGCGGCCGCGGUCGCCCGACCUUCCGGCGCCGGCGCGGUAG
Molecule: messenger RNA, 1218 nt
Organism: Micromonas pusilla CCMP1545
Lineage: Eukaryota; Viridiplantae; Chlorophyta; Mamiellophyceae; Mamiellales; Mamiellaceae
Exons: 2
Coding region: 1-1218 (405 amino acids)
Biological process (GO): fatty acid biosynthetic process
Molecular function (GO): acyl carrier activity; fatty acyl-[ACP] hydrolase activity
Source: RefSeq, a predicted model, not a curated record